CUGUCAUUAUUUAUUUGAACGUCAACCUUGUGUACAUCUUCUAAAAACAAAAAUAACAUGUAAAUUAGUUGAAUAUAUAUAUUUUUUAAACAAAUCAAAAUGAGUUUAGGCACCCAUAACCAAUUUGGAAACGGAUUAUUAUUUGCGGGUUUUAAUCAGGACCAAAGUUGUUUUGCUUGUGCGACAAACUCGGGCUUUAGGAUUUAUAAUUGUGAGCCAUUAAGAGAAAAAGUCCGACAAGAUUUUAAUGAAGGAGGUCUUAGUUUUGUGGAAAUGUUAUUUAAAUGCAAUUAUAUUGCAGUGGUUGGGGGUGGUGAUAAACCCCUAUAUCCACCCAAUAGGGUGAUGAUCUGGGAUGACUUAAGCAAAACUACGCCCAUAUAUUUGGAAUUAAACGAUCCAGUUUUGGCAGUAAGACUAAGGAGAGAUAGAAUAGUAGUAGUACUGGAUGGUGUUAUUAAAGUAUAUACUUUCACACUAGCUCCAACACAAAUACAUGUGUUUGAAACAUGUAGCAAUCCUAAGGGUUUAUGUGUUUUAUGUCCGAAUAGUAAUAACUCAAUACUGGCAUUUCCUGGAAGAAGAACGGGAUAUGUUCAGUUAAUAGAUCUAGCCAAUACAGAAAAGCCUCCUUUAGACAUAGCCGCACAUGAAGCUCAUAUCAGUUGUAUUUCCUUAAAUUUACAAGGGACAAGAUUAGCCACAGCCAGUGAGAAGGGAACUCUUAUUCGUGUAUUUGACACAACCAGUGGAGAGAAAAUACAUGAACUGAGACGAGGAAGGAAUCAGGCCGUAAUCUAUUGCAUAAACUUUAACAAUUCAUCCACAUUACUUUGUGUCUCAUCAGACCAUGGUACCGUCCACGUUUUUGCAUUAGACGACCUUACCUUAAAUAAACAGUCCAGUUUAGCAAACGCUAUGGCUGCCUCUGUGGUUUUCCUUCCAAAAUAUUUUACUUCAAUCUGGUCGUUUUGUAAAUUCACCGUUCCUAAUGGGUCACCAUCAAUAUGCGCAUUUGGACAACAAGAUGAUGCUUCUAUUAUUGUGAUUUGUGCAGAUGGUUCCUACUACAAAUUCGUCUUCAACUUAAAGGGCGAGUGCGUCAGGGAAAAUUGCGUACAGUUUUUAGAAAUUACUGGCCAAACUAAUUGACACUGAGAAACUCAAGAGUAUAUGGAAGAGUUUUUCAAAUACAUAUUUUUAUCUUGAUUUUCACAGAUUUACUUCACUUUCGAAGAUUCACUAAAUUUUAGAUGUCGAUGGUAAAAAUAUAGUUUUUUUGUGUCAUACAACUAUUUCUUUUGCUCAGUCAAUAAUAGUAGGAUGAUAAGUGCUGUAAGACACAUUAUUUAAGUCUGAUUUAAAGGUUUAGUUUUAUGUAAAAAGUGUAUUUUUUUAUUUGAAGUUAUUAGUAGGUAUAUUUUUAAAUACUUGUAUUUUAAAGAUUUUUAAGUAGGUGACAGGUGGAUAGAAAAUUGAACUGAUAAAAUAAGUCCAUAAAACAAACACCAAAGACAUAAACAUAAUCAUUAUUUAACGAAAAAUAAUUAAUGAUGAUUGAAGCUAUAUUAUUUUUUUUAAUUGGUUUGAUAGGCAGUUAACAAAAUUAAGAGCUCGUAUAUGAAUUCUUUCUAAAAUUUAAAAUUACUGUGAUUUUAAUCGUACGUAUCUUGACCCGAAUAGGAUAAUUCACUGAUUUUCCCCACCUAAAUCUACACAUACUUUAAUUUAACUUGAUUAAAAAAACUAAUUAUAGUAUUUUUCAAUUACUUUUAAAGCGCCCUUAAAAUUUGAAUACCGUAAAACGGAGUCAAAAUGUGCCAGUUUUUCAGGUAUGUAUAAUGUUUCGAACAUAUUGCUGGCUAAAAUUUUAAUAUAUAGGUAGAAAUAUAACGCCUUAUAGUGACGCAUUUAGUUUUUUUUUUAACUUGAUAUUUUUAUGGCACGUUUGUAACUCAGAUUUUGGGGUGACUAUGUGCCCCAUCGGGUUUCAAUGCAUAUUUAAUAAAGAAAAAUCAGUAGCACAAUCUCACCUUUGCAUUUUCAAUCAAUAAAUAUAGGGCUAAAUAAAUUUACACAGUCCUGUAGUAAAACAUAUAUUUUAUGAACAAUUAUUAUACAAACUGCAACGAAUUUUAUUUUUCAAGAGUGACAUAAAUAAAAACCAAACUAAUCACAAACAUUAAGCACAAAAUAAAUCAAAUUUUAGUGAGGAAUACAAUCUAAUAGAUUUAGAGUAGUUAAGAUACUUCACGAUUAGAUAUUUGAUACGGCUUUUCUUUGAUUUUAUUAAUUUUUUGCUUAAUAUCAUCGUGGAAAUACCAAAUCACGCCUGGUUUUACGAGCCACUUCAAAUUACUCCCACAGUUUGUCAUUGAUGAAAUUAAAACUGCAUUUAUUUGUUACUUCUUCUACGAGGGUGGUCCCAGAAGUACCUGACCCAAGAAAGAAAACACGAAAAUUUUGGAAAAAAGUGUAUUUAUUUUUCAACAUAAUCUCCUUUCAGCUCUAUACACUUUUCCAGCGAUGUUUUAUAAGUUUGAUACCCUUUUUAUAAUAAGAACUGUCUUGCGCCUCGAAAUAGCCAUUGACUGCAGACAUCACUUCUUCAUCGUUGGAAAAUCUUUGACCACUGAGCCAGUUUUUUAAGUUUUGAAACAGAAAAGAAUCUGAGGGGGUUAAAUCUGGCGAAUAGGGUGCAUGAGGUAGCAAUUCAAACUUUAAUUCGUUAAUUUUGGCCAUCGCAAUAACGGAUUUGUGAGCUGGUGCAUUGUCUUGAUGAAACAAAACUUUCUUCUUAACCAAAUGUGGCCGUUUUUGCUUGAUUUCUUCGCUCAAACGUUGCAAUAAGUUCGCAUAAUACUCGCCGUUGAUAGUUUUACCUUUUUCAAGAUAGUUAAUGAAAAUUAUCUCUCGCGCAUCCCAAAAAACCGACGCCAUGACCUUGCCUGCAGAUGAAACGGUUUUCCCCUUCUUUGGAGCCGGUUCUCCCUUUUGAGUCCAUUGUUUUGAUUGUUCUUUUGUCUGAGGUGUGAAGUGAUGGACCCAUUUUUCAUCCCUGGUUAUGAAUCGACGUAUAAAUUCUGCUUUGUUGCUAUUAAAUUUCGCUAAACACUCAAUUGAAACAUCUUCACGACACUGAGAAAGCUGCGGCACCUAUCUUACACACAGCUUUCUCAUGUCAAAAUUUUCAGUUAAUAUGCGAUGUACCGCAAUUUUUGAAAUGCCUACUAUGUCCGCUAGCUCGCGCACUUUCAGUCGACGAUCAUCCAGUACCACUUUGUGAAUUUUCUUUAAAAUUUCUCGAGUCGUCAGCUCAUUUGGUCGACCACUGCGAUGCUGGUCUUGGCAGCUCGUACGGCCUCGUUUAAACUCUUUAUAGAUUGUAUACUUUCUAAUACACUGAUAUUUUCAAACUACUACCGACAUCUCUAGGUCAGGCCGGGUACUUCUGGGACCACCCUCGUACUUCACCUGGAUAGAGCUGAUGUUUGUAUAUAGUCACCAGUACUAGUACUAACCACAUUUUUCUGCACAUUCGUGGCAGGUAUUUCAAAUGCUAACAUACCUAUAUGAGAUUGUUCGCUCAAUUGAGGUGAAUAGGGACUUUCAUUGCUUUCUACAUAAGAAACAUGUACUUUGCUGUCAUUUUCGCUAUCAGAUUCGACAUGAAGUCUUGUAACCCUUUGAGAAAGAUUAGGUGAUUUAAGAGAAUGUCCUGAUGCAGUUGAAGAGCCAUGCAAGUUCACUGGUGUAUUAUUAUUAUCUUGAAGGUUGAUAUUGGAAGCUAUAAUACUUUUUCCUGAAGGAACGUUAAAUUACCUUCUUUUUUUGUUUGUUCUUUUAGGCGUGAUCGAAUGCCUCCUUAAAUAAGGGUUUUUAACAAACUUUUACCAAUCAGUGCUUUUACCGCAGAUGAGGGUUCAAUAGUAUACAUGGGCAUCUUUUGUAAUAUUUCAUGACGAUUUGCAGGAACAUUACAUUUACGGAACCCAGCUUUAAUAUUUUCAUGAUUAGAUACAACAUCCAAUAGUUUUUUUAAUAGUGUUGAAAAUUCAUCUUAAGGAACUGUCAUACAAGAACUAUUGCAAAUAUGUUCUUCCCAUUCACUUAAAAUUUACCGCCAGGCAAUUUUUACAGGUCUAAAAAUUGCUACAUCUAAUGGUUGUAUCAGGUGGGUAGCGUUUAGGGCCAAAACAAUAAAAUAAAUGUUAUUUUCAUUUCAAAGAUCUAUCACUUUCAUAUUUAUGUGAGAACUUUUUAUUCUUGUUUUUUUCAAAAUUGGGCGAAUUAGGUUCACGAACCAGUUUUCAAAACAAGUCAAACCAACCUGACUUUUUUCAGUUGUAGUGACAUUUCUCGGGGCCGUUUUCAUUCCAACUUUCCCACAUUUCUUCUGCUUUAUAAACAACGUAAACUAAUGCCAAUUUACCCGCUGCAUUUGGAAGAAUUCUUUAUAUUUUUGGGAUACUUUCAGCCUUGUUUAAUAAUAAAUUCAAAUAUCGCGUCAUCUACCAGAUAACUUUCAACAUAAUUUCAAAUAUUUGACAGGGGAACACCUUAAGUUCUUUUUCCAAAUAGUCAAAAAACUUAUUUACUACUUCCUCAUCAUCUCAACUGUAAAUAAUAUUUCUGGCUGAUCGAUUGGAAUUUUGCUGUGCGUGCCUCUUUACAAAAGAAUUGGCCCAUUCAAUACCAGAGAAAUUCUUUUUGAACUUCUCGACUGUCCUGCCUUGCUUAUCCAAAAAACUUAAGACUAAUUUUUUUGAAAAACAUAGACUGAUGACGUGCGCCACGAUAACAGAUUCUUCUUCCCCAGAGAAAAUAGUCUGCCGUCCGCUCUUCUUAAAUACUUGUUUUUUAAUUUGUACUAAGUACAUUUCGGUGAAUAUCAUAUUUCACAGUAGCGCCGUGACCAGAAAUUCUUUUUUUCUCUAAUUUCACUCAAAAUAAUAUGUUCCAGUGUCUCUGGACCAUAGUUUUUAUAAUACCUUGUUUUCUAACGACAUUCUGAAAUAAUAAAAAAACUUUCACCAGAUUGGUGCAAGAUAAAUAAGUUUUUCGAAAGUCGGAAAAAUAUGGGGUGAAAAUGUGCUACUGGAUGAUGUACUACUGGACACUAUCUCAUUCCACAAAUUUACGCUCUAAUGCCGUUAUCAAAGGAUUAUCAAGAUAAAUAUAUAGAUAAUCGAAAUUACUCACCUGAAUGUUUCAAUUUGUACCACAAACUUGUCACCACUAGAAAGUAUACUAAAUUUACGAAAACACGCGACCUUGGGCACGCAUGCUAAGUAGGUUAUAAGUAAUCAGACCAUUUACAAUAAAAUUCAACUUUGGCAUGUGUGCUGAAGUGGACAAAAUUGUUUGCAAGCUUCUUAUGUCGUGCCGAGUUAUGACAUGCGUAAUUAUUACCUUUCUGUUAUUUUGUGUUUGUUUUGAUUUCAUUUUGAGAAUUAUCCUGUUGUUUUGUUCCGUGAAUAGUGAACCAAGUUUCACGCUAACAAAACAAACUAUGGAUAAAGGACGCGUUAAAUUUGCUGCAUAUUACCUUGGCACUUUUGCUAUUAAAAGAAGAAUUAAUUUUCAUGGAUGAAGUGAAAGUGCCAAAGCCACCUAAUCCCCUGAUCAGUCUUAUUUAUAAAUAUAGGUACAUGAUUAUAUUAAGGCAAAAAUAACCUAGGAACGUAAUAAAACUUAACAUACUUAUAACCAAGAAUGGUUGAGGACUGAAGAUGAAAUCCAGAAAUGUAACAAACAAAAAAGUUAUCACGGAUAUUUAGUAUACUCCUAAUAAAUAUAAUAAAGUAGUUCAUUUAUCUGAGAGACCUUUUAAAUGUAUGACAUUUAUUUAUAGUUCCUCCAUUAAGACACCAGUAUUUGGUUCAAAAUAAUCAAACUUAUUAUAGUGGAUAUCUGUGUUUGCUCUAAUAUUUGUAUGUCAAUUGAAACAUCUAGCAGGACAUUAUCAACCUGCUUAAUUGACUCUUUUGAAGAAACUUAGAGUUUUUGCUUUUUUCUGGUAGUUAAUUCUGGUUUCUCGAUUCUCUCUAUAUUACACUAUAUUACAUACUUUCUUGAUGAGGAUUGACGAUCUGAGUAUCCUACACCUGGUACAUAUUCCAAUGCGUCAUCUAAAUUAUAAAAGUAUUAUUAACACUUUAACUGCCAUGUGUACACAUAUGGGACACAUGCAUUAGAAGGAUUCUCGGCCAUGUGUUCGUGGCUGGUACACAUCUAUUGUAUCUCUUGUAUAUUGUAUAUCGGGAAUAUCGAUGGGUCUGGCGUAGCAUUAUACUAUCAUAAAAUGGCCUGGACUUUUUUUAGUUUUUAGAGGUAUAGCAAAUAAUACAAUAAACUUGAGAUAAACAUUUAUGUUUUCAAUUUUUUAAAUGAAAAUUCACAGUACAUAGGCAAAAAUAACGUAUUUUUUUCAUUAAAAAAGUAACUAAAAACAUCUGUUAUGAAUUUUUUUUUUAGUUUUUUUUUGUGCAAACAUGAUUGGCAAAGAAACAGUCCAAACACAUAAAUGGGCUUCCUUCACAUCCAUUACAUACCUAAAUAAUUCUUUUGGUGUUCUUAACAGCAUAAUUUCUACCGUGUAGUUCGGAGUUUCUUUUGUAACAAGUCGUGCAUCUACCUCGUUUGUUAAGAGCAUUUUGAGUAAACUCAUGUUUUUGUUGAACUUGUACGGGAAGGGGUGGUUUAUUCGUCUGUAAAAGUUGCAGGCAGAGAUUCUCUUUGAAUUUUGUAACCGAAAUUUUAUUUUGGUUGAUUGAAUUAAAAAUAAUCAAAGAGUUCACCACUGAAGUGCCAGUUAUCAACUCAAAUGCCACCUUCCUGUACCAUUUGACGGACUUUCGUAAUGAGUUUGAGUAAGCUGUCAUCUGAUCUGACGUAUCCACAAAUGAUUUAACAUUAUUAUACUCGAUAAUCGCGGCUGGUUUUCUUUUGGGGCCUUGUCUAUGCGUUACCUCUACCAUAUUAUCUUUAUGUUUUGUCGACAAAAAAAGCACCUCUCUUUUGUCUUGCUAUUUCAUAACUACUACUUUAUUUUUUUGUUUGGCGACGAUCUCCCUCUUUUCGAGCUUGACUUCCACGACAUCUUUAGGAAGACGACGACAUCUUUUUUUUCGAUUCUUGCGCAAUGUUCCUAUAAGAUGAGUGGAUCAAGUUUGCAAAUUUUCAGCUAAGUUAACUGAUGUAUACCAGUUAUCCGACACAAGUGUUCUUCCUUCAUCUAAUAAGGGUUCAAUCAUUUCCAUAACUAUCUUUUCCGCAACCGGUUGUCCAUUAAUUUUUUCUUUGCCGCAAUAUAUUUUUACCUUAUUUGUCCCCUGCAAACAAAUUUUAAAAAGUUUUAUUCCAAACUUGUGACGCUUUCCUUUUAUGUAUUGUCUAAAGGACAGCUUGCCUCUAAACGGAAUCAUCGUCUCAUCAAUGCAGACACACGACUCCGGAACCAUACAACGAUAAAAAUUAGCGUUCAUUUUAUCAACAAGACUUUGAACCUUGUAAAGUCUGUCAUUUUCAGGACACUCGUCAUUGUUUGCUAAGUGAAACAUUCGUAAAAGUAAUUCAAAUCGAUUUCGGGGCAUAUAAUUGGAAAUUUCACUUUUAUAUAAUGGACUUCUGCGCCAGUAAUCAGGUAAUGACGGCUUUGAAUCGAGUCCCAUCCAAAUAAGAAACGGUAUGAAUGUACGAAUUUCAUUGUAAUUAGUGUCUUUCCAUGAAUUUAGACGAGAAUCUUUCGUAAUCGUUUCGUUUAUUAUUCCGCUAAGAAUUUGUUGCUCUGCGUAAAUAUUUGUUUGAGUCACAAUCAUAUUUAUCACAUCUUCAGAGACAAACAUUUCAAAAAAUGACAAUUCAUUUUUACCUGCCAUUUCAUUUUUCAAAUAUUCAGGAAUGCCAAGAUUAUAAGGAAGUUCAAAAGUUACAAAAUUUCCUGUAACUGGUCCCCAAACUGUGGCUUGAGAGGUGUUUUCUUCUGGUUCGACUGUAUCUGUCAAGAAAUUCGGAUCCUGUUUCAAAGAGCUAUCUGAUUCGUCCUUCAUUGCCAUAUGUCCCUGUUCACAAGACGGACCUGCAGAUGUAUUAAAUUUAGGUAUAUCUGUUGGAAGCUUUAUUUUUCCUAAAAUAAAAAUAAAAAAAAUAAAUACACUUUCAUAAAAGUGUUCUGUUUGCACGAUAAAGGUUUAUAAUUGGAUGUUGAUUUACUCGCGCACGCCGCACCUAUAUCUUCAUGUGCAGGGUCAAAAUUAGAGGUAUACAUUUUUCGUACAUUCGCUGUCGGUGUUACGUUUUCUAAAAGUAGUUCUAAAAAACGUAGCCUUCGGCAGUCCGCAACAAACUGAAUCCAAUGAAACCUCUGCUCCGCUGCUUAUGCUCCGCGCUUGAACUAUAUUCGACGUCAUUUUUGUCCUUGAGUGUCCAUAUAUUGUACGCAUGGCCAGUGACUAGGCAUUAGUAGAAAUAUCGUUAUGCUAGGCCUUGUGUACCAUAUGUGGACACGGCAUUUUUUACACAAAAAAUAAAAAAAACACAUUUUGUUUCAUGAUUUUUACUUAAAAUAAAUAGAAAUAAAGUGUUUGAGACAAAAAAAAUAUUUUGGCCAACGAGACCCGGUACAUUUUUUUUCUCAAAAUCGUGGCAGUUAAAGUGUUAAGUUGUAAGUACAAAUUCACUUGUAGUAUGCAAAGACCCUGCAACAGAAGCUCCACAGUUUUAGUAUAAGGGAGCUGCCUUAUCAUAAAGAGGCCUGUAAUUUAAAACACAUUGGAGCAAAAACUGAACAUUAAAUUCUCACUGCUGAUUAUGUAAUUAAAUUUUUUUACUACGUGGAAAUACAAUAAAAAUACAAGCAAAUAUAUUGACAAAAUAAUAAUAAAAAUCAAAAUCGGUGAAUCACCGAAAACAUAACUACAGCGCACGUGCCAUAUGUUCAGACCUUAAAUUUACCUAUUGUGAACGGCUGUUAGUAUGUCGAAUUUAAACUUGACGUCGAACUUGGCCCGCGGAUUGAUUAUGAAUGCAUCUCUUAACAAAUAGCGAGUGCCACAAAGUUUGGCAUUACGCAAUAAGAUGACCAAACUAGUAAAGGCAUCAUAGUAAAGGCUGGUUUACAUGAUAGAAUCAUCUCGAGCGCAAAAAUUUAAAAUAUAUGUGGGAAGACACAGUGGCACAUUUUCACCUAUGCAGGCACAUUUUAACCCCGUUCUCCGGUAUUAGUAUCUUGCCACAUCCUGCAAAUGAUAAAGCGGAGUAAGGUUACAUAUUUUCUCACAUCAAAUUUUUAAUUUCUAGUAGGUAGGUACAGCGGUAAAAGUAAUGAUAUAAUAAAAUUUGUGAUUUUUGUUAUUAGUGUCGCUAUUGUGAAGAUCGUUUGAUACACGUAUAUUUGUCAUAAAUGUUGAGCUCAUUUUUCGUAUGAAACGCUGCUAUUCAGAUUGGUUUUUAAAAGUGAGUUUUAGUUAAGUUGUUGGUUAUCUGAAUGUAAGAUAACCUUUUGUGACAUAAUUUUACCAAAAUAAAAUAUAGAAUAACAUAUUAUUGACAAAAAUGGAAUCAGACAUAUUUGCGCAAAUUUGUAUCAAGCGGUUUUAAUAGGUCCUAACGUCUAGUACUGCAGGGUAAUUUGUUGUAUAUUAAUAUAAAAAAAAAUAAAUUAGUUAUUAGUAAUGUUUGUUAUUUAAUAAAAAUGGCAAAUUUAAAGUUGUAAAAUAUUUUACAAUAAUUAUUAAAUUCAGUUCGUUCUUAAUGCAAAAUAGAAUAUAUUUUAAUUAAGAUGAAAUAGGAUGCUUUGUAAAACUACAAACAUACCUAAAUUAAAACACUUAUUUUUGCUUAAA
Molecule: messenger RNA, 9845 nt
Organism: Anthonomus grandis grandis
Lineage: Eukaryota; Metazoa; Arthropoda; Insecta; Coleoptera; Curculionidae
Product: WD repeat domain phosphoinositide-interacting protein 3
Exons: 6
Coding region: 100-1152 (350 amino acids)
Biological process (GO): autophagy of mitochondrion; protein localization to phagophore assembly site; nucleophagy
Cellular component (GO): extrinsic component of membrane; phagophore assembly site membrane; cytosol
Molecular function (GO): protein binding; phosphatidylinositol-3-phosphate binding; phosphatidylinositol-3,5-bisphosphate binding
Source: RefSeq, a predicted model, not a curated record